AUGAUCGGCUACUCAGCGGUGCCUGUGGAUCCAGCAUUAACAGAGCUUUUCAGUGUGUACGGCUGCCCCCAGGCCAAGAAGAGAAAGAGCCUAGACAGACAAACCCUGGAAACGUCCCCCAAGAGGAGCACCUACCUAGAUGACAUGGACAACUCCACCAUGGAGGAGUGCUAUGAGACAGACGGAACCGAGGAGAUGGACGACAGGGAGGAAGAGGAGGAGGAAGGAGCGGUAGAGGAGGAGGAGGAAGAGGGUGAAGUGCACGAAGAAGAAGAGGUGGAAGGCUACGUGGACUACAACGAGGAGCAAAUGGAGCCCGAAGAAGGGGAGGAGGAGGAGGAAGAGGAGGAAGUAGAGGUGGAGCAAGAAGAGGAGGAAGAGGCUGAUGAAGAGAGGGUGGAGGAGGCAGAGGAAGAGGAAGAAGAGGAGGAUGCAGUAGAUGAGGUGGACUAUGACGAUGGAGAGGAGGAGGAGGAGGAGGAGGAGGAAGGGGAGCAGAAUCAAGGGCAAGAGGACGAUCAGAUGAGCAGCAGCGAGGGGGGCGAGGGGGUGGGCGUCCGUCGAGGUGGCGGCGGCGAUGCCAGAUCUGGCCCACCAGGGGGGAAGGACAACGGCGAAGAGUACGAGAACUACGAUGAACUCGUGGCCAAGUCCCUCCUCAACCUGGGCAAGAUCGCAGAAGACGCCGCCAACCGAGCCUUGACGGAAUCUGAGUUGAACAGCAACUCCUCGAACAGUGCUGAGGAAGAGGAUGAUGAUGAUGAAGAGGAGGAAGAGGAGGAGGACGAAGAGGAGGAGGAAGAAGAGGAAGAGGAGGAAGAGGAAGGGGAUGGACCACAGAGGGGGAAUCUGAGUUUGGACGUUGACAGUGACGUGGUUCGGGAGACGGUGGACUCGCUUAAACUUCUAGCACAAGGUCACGGCGCGGUACUUUCUGACAAUUUAGAGGGUCAGGAGUUUGAGGACGGCACGGAGAAUGCUUAUCCUCACAACGGGCACAAUGGUGGUAACGGACAAGUUAAGAUCAACAGUAACGGACAAAUAGAAAACAGCGACGAGGAAGUUUGUUUAAGCAGUCUGGAGUGCCUACGGAACCAAUGCUUUGACUUGGCUCGGAAACUUAGCGAAACCAAGUCCACUGACCGAAAUGGACCACCCGGGCAAAACCAUUUUCCGUGCGGAGAUCCCAAUCAACCGGCCCAGCAUCACAACUACGGGAAUUUCCACCAAGACGACAGGCGGUCGCUUGAAAGAAACUAUUCCGACAUGGACAAUCUGUUGAAGCUGGAGGAGCAGCUGAGCCCACGCUCCAAGGCCUUCGCCAGUUGCGCGCAGGAGAACCGAUAUCACACCAACCUGCGGGACUUUGACGAGGACACGGCCUCUGUGACGUCGGACCGAUCGGAAGAAGUGUUUGACAUGACAAAGGGUAACCUGUCUCUGUUGGAGAAGGCCAUUGCACUAGAGUCAGAACGCGCCAAGGCAAUGCGGGAUAAAAUGGCGGCCGAGGCUGCCAGGAGAGACGGGUCGAGGUACGGCCAUGACGACCAUGGGCCACGGCACGGCUACGGUGUGGAGCGCAAAGCCCGGCUUCAUGAUGGUAUGAAGAAGCCUUUCUACCAUAAAGAUAUUUCACGUGCAGACAAGAAGGAGAGUCGAUGUCCGACACCGGGCUGUGACGGCACGGGGCACGUGACGGGCCUUUACCCCCACCACCGGAGUCUGUCGGGCUGUCCGCACAAAGACAGGGUGCCACCAGAAAUCGUGGCUAUGUAUGAGAAUGUUCUUAAGUGUCCUACGCUGGGCUGCACGGGACGCGGCCAUGUCAAUAGCAACAGAAACUCCCACAGAAGUCUGUCGGGAUGUCCCAUCGCUGCAGCCGAGAAACUGGCCAAAGCGCAGGAGAAGCACGUGGGCUGCGACCUCCCCAAAUCCAACCAGGCCUCUGACCGAGUCCUAAGGCCUAUGUGCUUUGUCAAACAACUGGACUAUCCACAGUAUGGUUACAAGAACAAUGUCUCCACCAGCACGCCGCGCUCCAACCUGGCCAAGGAGCUGGAGAAGUACUCCAAGACCAGCUUCGACUACAGCGCCUUCGACGGCAGCACCAACCACCCGGUGUACGGGAAACGGGCCAUCGCACCCAAAGUUCAUGGCCAGAGAGACUCCUCCCCCAAAGGAUAUGACGCCAAGCGUUACUGCAAGACGUCCAGCUCGGCCAGCAGCACCACCAGCACCUACGCCCCCAGCAGCAGCAGCAGCAGCCUGAGCUGUGGGGUGGGGGGCGCGGGAGGAGGCCGAGGGGGCGGGGGCAGCAGCGCCAGCAGCACCUGCAGCAAGAGCAGCUUCGACUUCAGUCACGACAUGGAGGCCGCCCACAUGGCCGCCACCGCCAUCCUCAACCUGUCCACGCGCUGCCGAGAGAUGCCCCACGGCCUGGGGGGGAAGCCUCAGGACCUCUGCUCGCAGAGUCCGGGCCUGGAUGUUGAUGAGAACGGUACGUUGGACCUAAGUAUGAGCAAGCGUCUGUGCAGCGGCGUGGGGGACUCGGUGCUCACCCCUCUGGAGCCCAUGUCACCCCAGAGGCAAGCUGCCCUGCUGGGCUCCCGCUGCUACGGCAUGGGGGACGCCGCCGACUGCUGGGACCUGCCUGUAGACUACACCAAGAUCAAACACAUAGACGAGGACGAGAAAGAAUCAGAUGACCUGGACCCCUUUCAUGACCUGCUGGAGGACCGCUCCUUCACCACAGAUGUUAACAUGCCCAGCCCCAAGCCUAAGUACGCCCAGUGCAAGGAGAAUAAGAAGGACCUGAUAACUCUCUCAGGUUGUCCUUUAGCUGAUAAAAGCAUUCGAAGUAUGCUGGCCAACAACGCGCAAGAGCUCAAGUGCCCGACACCAGGGUGCGAUGGUUCGGGACAUAUCACUGGCAACUACGCCUCACACAGAAGUCUCUCAGGGUGUCCUAGGGCAAGGAAAAGCGGGAUAAAGAUCAUCCACAGUAAAGAGAACAAGGAGGACCAGGAGCCUAUCAGGUGUCCUGUUCCAGGAUGUGAUGGUCAGGGACACGUGACGGGGAAGUAUGCGUCCCACAGAAGCGCUUCAGGAUGUCCCAUAGCAGCGAAGAGACAAAAGGACGGCUACAUGAACGGCAUCCAGUUCACGUGGAAGUCCGGCAAGACGGAGGGCAUGUCCUGCCCCACGCCGGGCUGCGACGGCUCGGGACACGUCAGCGGCAGCUUCCUCACACACCGGAGUCUGUCGGGUUGUCCACGUGCCACCUCCGCCAUGAGGAAAGCUCGGCUCUCUGGAGUGGAGAUGCUGACAAUAAAGCAACACGCCAGCAACGGACUGGAGCAUGAGGAGGAUAUCAAACAGCUGGAUGAAGAAAUCAAAGAUUUAAGUGAAUCCAAUUCACAGGUGGAGGCCGACAUGAUCAAACUUCGGACACAGAUCACAACAAUGGAGUCCAACAUGAAGUCCAUAGAGGAGGAAAACAAGAAACCACUGGCACACAAAGAGCCUCCUCUGAGGAACAACAGCUGCUUACAGUUGCACCAGCAAGAGCCGAUCAGCGAGCAGAACUUUGACGCCUACGUCACCACUCUAACGGACAUGUACACCAACCAAGACCAGUUCCAGAGCCCGGAGAACAAAGCCUUGUUGGAAAACAUCAAGCAAGCGGUUCAAGGGAUUCAAGUGUAACCAAUCAGCAAAGGGAGAUUUUUGUUCCCCCGGCAGGUGUGGGCGACGGUUCCAAUCCACAAACACACAGGCGCUGAUUGUGCGGUGCAGUAUCUUACAUAGUGUUAUAUAUUCUGAAUUGUGUUCUCUCAAAAAAAGAGGUACGAUGCUACAAACACCUCGAGAUAAUUUCUUUCUUUUUCUUUUUCUUUUUGGGCCUUGCUUUGAGGAAGAACAUAAAAAACUGAACGGCAAAAUAGUUUUUGAGGACAUUCACAUUUUGUACGUUUUCAUAUGAGCUGACAUAGUGUCAUGUGAUGUUUCUAGCUGCUCAUGUAUGCACAUUUUUAGUGUAUAUUCCGAACGGUAAGCUAAUACUAACGGACGUGAGUUCUUUUUAUUGCUUGACAACGAAGCAUUUUAGAUGAAAACAAACUGGACAGUGGUAUGAAAACAAAAAAAACUGCAAGCAAGGAGGAAGCUACUUAUGUUUCUCCUCACUGGAUGAUUUUGGACUUCAUGAUUUUAGAUGUUUUCUUUCUUCUUUCUUCUUCUUGCGUGUAAAUUGUUCAAGAGCAAGAACUGGUUUGCCAAUCGCUUUAUUUUCUGACAAUGCUUGAGAAACGUUUUGUGUUUUGUUUUGAUGGAAAAAAAGACGUGUAGCUGUAGGUGGGGGCAUUUUUAAUUGGUGCUGUAAAUGAAUCCGGAGAGGAAACUGACCUGAUGUAUGUAUGAAUGUAUGUAUGAAUAGUUCUAUUGUAAACAUCAUUACACGGAAACCCGAUGGUGGAAAUCCCAUUAUCUAGGAGAGCCAAUUAAUUCCUAGAGGAACACAUCUGUGCGGUACAUGUAUGUUCACAUGCUCAUCCUAAACUAAUCUCAAAUAGAAAUGAUGUGUAAAGACAAUGACUUAAAGAAUACACAUUCUAGCCUUUCUAGUUCAAAUCUGCUCAAUUUCGAGACUUGUGUUGCUAGGAUCAAGAAACGUCUCAGCAAUAUAAUUACUAAAUCAUUUGCUUAUGGUAAGAACGGGAUGCAAUCUACAAUGGAAAAACUAAAAGGUUGGGUAUAUGCAAUUUCUUGUUUAUAAGAAUAGCGGGGUAACAUGGAUCUUUUUAAUAUAGCCUAUGUAAAAUAUUGAUUUUUAUACAAAUCUUUUAAUACGAAAAUCUUUUUAAAAAAGAGGAGGAAACCUGGACAUUGAGUUUUAGAAGGGAAAGUAUAUGAGUUUUUUUCUGUACGAUUUUGCACAGGGACACCUUCGUUUCCAUGUUUUGAUGUUCUUACAGAAACUAAAAGCAGUACCCGAGAGCCUAACGGAGGGUUUCAGAGGGUUUUGUAAAGAGUAUUUAUAGAGUAUGACAGAGGGACUUACAGGGUCACUGUCCCCACUUAUGUGCCAGUAGACUAUUUGCACUUGUCCUUGAAGAUAUUAUCCUUGCGUACGGCGGCGUGCAAUUUUUCAGACGACCUCUUUGGCACACGAUUGGAGCAACCAACUGCUUGGAGCCACUGUAGGCGUGGAUUUAGUACCACUGAGAAGGAAGAACAGGGACUUGAAAUCAGAGAAGAGGAUGAUUAUAACCAUAGCAGUUAUACUGUAGGCUAUUAUCAAAUGUAAAAACAUUGUUCUUUCAUUUUUGCUAUGUUUUAGGAAGAUGAAGUUAUCCCCCAGCAGCACUUUAUAUCUAAUCACUGUACAAAGGAUUAAAUAGUCAAUCAAAUCAAGGUUUUAAAAAAAGCUGAAGAAACGGUGAAAACGAGACCUUCGAGGGGUGAUACAAUCCAGCGACGCGCCCACAUGCCUGGCUGUGUGCACCCCUCUAUUCUGUUGUUCUAGUUGUUAGCGAUCAUGUUCAGAAUUGCCUUUUUGAGAGCUAAUUCAAAAGGUGCUUGUCGUUCACCUGAUUGAAUCUCAUCUAUUGUACUACUGUCCUCUUUCAGGACUCUACUACCCAUCAUCCAUGACUGCAUACGCCUUUUUCCACAGCAUCGUGUCUGCAGCUUUUUGCCAAUAUAGUAAUGCUUCAGUAGAGUAAUAGCUAGUACCAGUUUUUGAAUUAAUUCUCAUUAUCAGUAAAAAGGGAAAUGGAUUUUAAAGCACAAACCGGCUGCUCAUCUGAUGUUGGUACAUAAAUAACAAAUCUGAAUAGAGAUAUCUGUGACUAUCUAUAGGGAACACAAAAAGGUUGUCACAUAUUUAGAAAGCUGACUUUUCAUAUACAACUAUUGUGAAUUCAUCAGAGUUUAUUAUUUAGUUUGAGCCAAUUCAUUUUUGGGAUUGUUUUCAGUGACCAUUAACAAAGACAGGAUUUUGUAUAAACUAUUGUGCUCUCUGUGGAACUGAAGUUUGAUUUAUUUUUGUACUACACAGCAUGGAUUUGUUGACAUUUUAAUUUUGCUAUAAAUGUGUGAGAUCACAAGUUGCUGUGAUAUUUCAUUUAUAAAUUGUGAACUUUGUACAAUUUUUGUCAUGCUGGAUGUUGACACAUCUUACUCUGAAUAAAGAAAAAAAUGUGUUGCCA
Molecule: messenger RNA, 6209 nt
Organism: Notothenia coriiceps (black rockcod)
Lineage: Eukaryota; Metazoa; Chordata; Actinopteri; Perciformes; Nototheniidae
Product: myelin transcription factor 1-like protein
Exons: 21
Coding region: 1-3705 (1234 amino acids)
Biological process (GO): regulation of transcription by RNA polymerase II
Cellular component (GO): nucleus
Molecular function (GO): RNA polymerase II cis-regulatory region sequence-specific DNA binding; zinc ion binding; DNA-binding transcription factor activity, RNA polymerase II-specific
Source: RefSeq, a predicted model, not a curated record